AUGGUGGGUCCCAUUCUUCGUUCUCUCUGGUCUUCUACAAGAAAAUCCUUCACCCCUUCUUCCCCUCCUUUAUCGCACUCGCGCUUCUUCUCACGCGCCUUCGCUGCCGCUCCCGCCUUCGACCCCGCCGCCACAACCAGCGCCUCCUCCAUCGACCCCAGCCGCCUCCGCAACGUGGCCGUGAUCGCCCAUGUAGACCACGGCAAGACAACGCUUAUGGACCGCCUCCUCCGCCAGUGCGGCGCCGACAUCCCCCACGAGCGCGCCAUGGACUCCAACUCGCUGGAGCGCGAGCGCGGCAUCACCAUUGCCUCUAAGGUUACGUCUGUUACGUGGAAGGAGAACGAGCUGAACAUGGUUGAUACUCCCGGGCACGCUGAUUUUGGUGGAGAGGUUGAGCGUGUUGUUGGGAUGGUGGAGGGAGCAAUUUUAGUUGUUGAUGCUGGUGAAGGUCCACUUGCACAAACGAAGUUUGUUCUGGCAAAGGCCUUGAAGUAUGGGUUGCGACCUAUUCUUCUUUUAAACAAAGUAGACCGUCCUUCAGUUACUGAAGAGACAUGUGAUGAAGUUGAGAGCCUGGUGUUUGAUCUAUUUGCCAACCUGGGCGCUACAGAGGAACAACUAGACUUUCCUGUUCUUUAUGCUUCUGCUAAAGAAGGAUGGGCGUCCACCACGUUUACCAAGGAUCCUCCUCCAGAGACCAAAAAUAUGUCACAGUUGCUUGAUGCAGUUGUAACACAUGUCCCACCACCAAAUGCAAACACUGAUGCGCCUUUCCAGAUGUUGGUUUCAAUGAUGGAACGUGAUUUCUAUCUUGGGCGAAUUUUGACUGGACGCAUAUCAUCUGGGGUUGUUCGUGUUGGUGACCGGGUUCAUGGGCUACGGAAUAAAGAUUCUGGUGCUGAAAAGAUUGAAGAUGGAAAGGUGGUGAAACUGAUGAAAAAGAAGGGUACAAACAUGGUUCUAACUGAUUGUGCUGGAGCUGGUGAUAUAAUAUCAAUUGCUGGCCUGUCUAGUCCAUCAAUAGGCCAUACAGUGGCAACUGUGGAGAUUAUGUCUGCUUUGCCAACAGUUGAAUUGGACCCUCCAACAAUUUCUAUGACUUUCGGUGUGAAUGACUCCCCAUUGGCUGGUCGUGAUGGCACUCAUUUGACUGGGGGGAAAAUUGGUGAUCGACUAAUGGCUGAAGCUGAAACCAACCUUGCCAUUAAUGUGCUUCCUGGCUUAUCAGAAUCGUUUGAAGUUCAGGGAAGAGGAGAGCUACAGCUAGGUAUUUUGAUUGAGAAUAUGAGACGUGAAGGAUUUGAGUUAUCUGUCUCUCCACCUAGAGUCAUGUAUAAAACUGAAAGUGGUCAAAAGCUUGAGCCCGUAGAAGAAGUUACAAUUGAGGUAAAUGAUGAGCAUGUUGGCUCGGUAAUGGAGGCCUUAUCUCAUAGACGAGCUGAGGUUACUGACAUGGGUCCUGUCCCUGGAACUGUUGGUCGAACUAGAUUGUCUUUGACUUGUCCAUCAAGGGGCCUGGUUGGGUACAGGAGUGUGUUCAGCAGUGACACACGUGGAACUGGAUUCAUGCAUCGUGCUUUCUAUGCAUAUGAACAAUUUCGAGGCCCUCUUGGCAAUGUCAGGAAAGGAGUACUGGUGUCCAUGGGUUUUGGUACUAUCACAGCUCAUGCAUUGAUGAGCUUAGAAGCUCGAGGGACUCUUUUUGUAAAUCCUGGAAUGGAGACGUAUGAUGGAAUGAUUGUUGGAGAGCAUUCACGGGAUACAGAUCUUGAUGUGAAUCCAGUGAGGGCCAAAGAACUUACAAAUGUCCGUGCUGCUUCCAAAGAUGAGAAUGUUAAGCUAACUCCCCCUCGCCUGAUGACACUUGAAGAAGCUAUAGGUUAUGUAGCUUCCGAUGAGCUUAUUGAGGUAACACCAAAAGCCAUUCGUUUACGCAAGAAAUACCUUGAUGUUAGCAAGCGGAAAACUAUGAGUAGAAGGCCAAAGGAGUGAAGAGACGACAUAAGUAGAAGGCCAGAGGAAUGAAGAGUUUAUCCUCGAUUAAAUUUUGUAAAAUUCAGUGUACGAUAUAGUCUUUACAAGAAUUUUUUUCUUACCAGGUUCUUGCAUAAUUUAAGUAUUGAUUUAUUACAGGUUACGCAGAAAGAAAUAUUCUUUUGUAGUGAUAAGUAAGUUAACUCAAUUUUGUAUUUCCACAGUAGAGGUUUAAUAAUUGGCCAUGGAACAAGCUGCUCACGGUGAUGAUGCAAUAUCAAAAACGUUUGUUCAAAAGAUUAAACUGUA
Molecule: messenger RNA, 2286 nt
Organism: Vigna radiata var. radiata (mung bean)
Lineage: Eukaryota; Viridiplantae; Streptophyta; Magnoliopsida; Fabales; Fabaceae
Product: GTP-binding protein TypA/BipA homolog
Exons: 19
Coding region: 1-1995 (664 amino acids)
Cellular component (GO): ribonucleoprotein complex; cytosol
Molecular function (GO): GTPase activity; GTP binding
Source: RefSeq, a predicted model, not a curated record